AUGUCCGAACUCGCCAUCACCGAAGAGCGCAAAUUAGAGCUGCUCGACAACCUGCAGGACAUCCGCGACCGCGUCAAGGCCGCCAGCGGCGCCUCAAACCCUACUUUGGUCGCCGUGUCGAAGUACAAGCCGGCGUCGGACGUCCUGGCGUGCUUCGAACAUGCAGGGCAGAGAGACUUUGGCGAGAAUUACGUGCAGGAGCUGGUUGACAAGGCCAAGCAGCUGCCCGCAGAGAUUCGAUGGCAUUUCAUUGGGACUUUACAGUCCAAUAAAUCAAAGACGCUAGUUGCCAUCCCGAACCUACACACCAUACAAACCCUCACCUCGACGAAGGCGGCUAACCUACUAAACAAGGCGCUCUCCGAAGCAGGCGAUGCGCAGAGGAGACUCAACGUGCUGAUCCAAGUAAACACCUCCGGCGAAGAGAACAAGUCCGGGCUGCCGCCUCUCACCUCGACGGACGCGACGCUUACCCAGACAGACGCCGCGGACACCCACGAACUCGUCAAACUCGCCGUCCACGUCCUCGAGCACUGCCCCUUCCUACGACUGCAGGGCCUCAUGACGAUCGGCUCCAUCGAGCAGUCCAUUAACGCCAAGGAGGGCGAGGAGAAUCACGACUUCAAGACGCUGCUGGCGACGAGGGAUGCGCUGCAGGCGCAUUUGGGUGCGCGGUUUGCUGAUAAGACGGCUGCAUACGGCGAAGAGGGCCGGCUGCUCGUCAGCAUGGGCAUGUCCGCUGACUUCGAGGCCGCGCUGCGGGCGGGGAGCGACAUUGUGCGGGUGGGGACGGGGAUCUUUGGCGGGAGGCGGACCAAGGAGGAGGUGAAGGGGACGCACUAA
Messenger RNA from Schizophyllum commune H4-8, 843 nucleotides. RefSeq lists its product as uncharacterized. NCBI's taxonomy places the organism in Eukaryota, Fungi, Basidiomycota, Agaricomycetes, Agaricales, Schizophyllaceae. The transcript is spliced from 5 exons. The record is from RefSeq and is a predicted model, not a curated record. Gene Ontology annotation, cellular component: intracellular anatomical structure. Bases 1 to 843 code for a protein of 280 amino acids. Gene Ontology annotation, molecular function: pyridoxal phosphate binding.